ACUAAAUCAAGGCUGGAGUGGGAGGGAGGACUUGGGGAAGCAAAACAUGGCGAAAAAACAAGUUUCGAUCUUGCUUGCAGGUACAAACUGCACCGCAUAGUGCACUGUUGGAUUAUAUCUGUAAGUUAGGGAAAACUGGACGCCGCAUAACGACAGCGACGCUUAACUUUAAAGACUGGAGUGCUCCAGCCUACAAGUAUUACGGUGGCUGGCGAGAACAUUGAGCCUGCCUGUCUGCCUGCCUGUGUUUUCCCCGGAAGGUUGGCAGUACUAGGCGCGACUGUCAACACAGAAAACGCAUGAAGAGGGAAAGUUUAUUCUGGAAAAGACAGUUUAGUCUGCUAGCUUAGCUACGUCAACUAGCACGUUAAGGUUAGAUUAAGCGGACACACCUGAGUCGGUAUCUGGAAUACAUUUUCGCUCUGGCUGAAAUUGGGGGAUAUUUAAGUCGUGGUAACAAGUUUGACAACUGCAACCGCAGGGAACUGUAUUUUAUAAGAGGGUUAUGUUUUAAAUUCUCCACUCUUAUUCAACAGCAAUAUUCCAAGAGCUAUCCAUGUAAGGCUAAUGACAGCCUGACGAUCGGUUCUGGUGCGGUGCGGACGGACCCGGACGCCAUCACAUCAGACGUUGCGUUCUCCUUAAAAACAAGCACUGCGCUGUAAAGGCGUAAAUGUUGUUUUAUACUUUCUCGGCAUAACAAGGGAUGUUCGGGUGGGACAUUAAACCUAUCCGAUAGUUUUUUCAUUUUUUCCCCUCGACAUGUAUCAGUGUAUCAGAUGUAACGGCGGGGAUGUUGUACAGCAGCAAAGACGCGACGUCUUGUCAAAAUGAACGCAGCAAGGUGUUCAACAACAGUGGCAGUGCACUGCAUUUAAAACCUGCUACUUAUUAAUUUGAUACUAAUGGCUGGCUAACAGCGACUUUAACGGUUCGUUUAAAUAUCUUGCUUCACACUGAAUGUCUUUUGGGGAGAUUUUACAGGCGGCGUUUUUGUAAAACAACUGCGGAUAAUAUUAUAGCUCUCGGCCAGAGUUGAUGUGAGCUAGCCAGCUGGGUGCGUCUGUGGCAGCUCUGCGAUGGUUUUGCAAAUUUAAGUGUUGUUCCGCAACAGUUUCGGCACAUUGGAAAGCCAGUUUACUGUAUGUUUCCUUUGGAUUUAGCCGUCACAAGUUCGUUAGCGGCCACUUGAUUCCCCCUCAAAGUUCGUCUUGUCAAAUAACUGGCUAACUUGUUAGCUAACGUCACAAGUUUCGCCAGCUAUGUCUGAAAACGCCCCCACACGAAGCCUGGAUGACAUAGACCUCGCAGCUCUGAGGGAUCCAGCAGGGAUCUUUGAGCUGGUCGAGGUUGUUGGCAAUGGGACAUAUGGGCAGGUGUACAAGGGCCGUCACGUGAAGACAGGCCAGCUGGCUGCCAUUAAGGUGAUGGAUGUAACGGAGGAGGAGGAAGAGGAGAUCAAAGCUGAAAUCAACAUGCUGAAAAAAUACAGCCACCACCGCAACAUAGCCACAUACUAUGGUGCCUUUGUCAAGAAGAGUCCACCAGGACACGAUGACCAGCUUUGGCUGGUGAUGGAGUUCUGUGGAGCAGGGUCAGUGACCGACCUGGUGAAAAACACUAAAGGCAGCUCCCUGAAAGAGGACUGGAUUGCUUACAUCUGCAGAGAGAUCCUUAGGGGACUUUCUCACCUCCAUGCCCAUAAAGUUAUCCACAGAGACAUCAAAGGCCAGAACGUGCUGCUAACAGAGAAUGCAGAGGUCAAGCUUGUCGAUUUUGGGGUAAGCGCUCAGCUGGACAGGACUGUUGGUCGUAGGAAUACCUUCAUUGGCACGCCUUACUGGAUGGCACCUGAGGUCAUUGCCUGCGAUGAGAACCCUGACUCUACCUACGAUUACAGGAGUGAUAUUUGGUCGUUGGGAAUAACAGCCAUUGAGAUGGCAGAGGGAGCUCCUCCUUUGUGCGACAUGCACCCAAUGAGGGCCCUCUUUCUGAUUCCUAGGAACCCCCCUCCAAAACUUAAAUCCAAGAAAUGGUCCAAGAAAUUUAUUGACUUUAUAGAAGGCUGUCUUGUCAAGACAUACACCAGCCGGCCUUCUACAGAGCAACUGCUCAAGCAUUCCUUCAUUAGGGACCAGCCCACUGAACGCCAAGUUCGAAUUCAGCUCAAAGACCAUAUUGACCGUACUCGCAAGAAGAGGGGAGAGAAAGAAGAAACAGAGUAUGAGUACAGUGGUAGUGAUGAAGAGGAUGAAAACCGUGGAGAUGAUAGAGAGUCAAGUUCCAUCCUCAAUGUGCCGGGUGAAUCUACCCUGAGACGAGACUUCCAGCGACUGCAGCAGGAAAACAAAGAGCGCUCAGAGGCUCACAAGAGACAGCAAGCCCAACUGGCAGCUCAGCGCCGAGACCCAGAGGAACACAAAAGGCAACUGCUGCAUGACCGACAAAAACGUAUCGAAGAGCAGAAGGAACAGCGCCGUCGACUUGAAGAGCAACAGAGGAAAGAGCGAGAUAUUGUGAGGCAGCAAGAAAAAGGUCCUCAUCGGAGACUUGACGAUAUGAGACGAGAGGAAGAUAGAAGGAUGGCAGAGAGGGAGCAGGAGUUUAUUAGACAUAAGUUGGAAGAAGAACAGCGGCAAUUAGAAAUUCUUCAGCAGAAGUUGCUUCAGGAGCAAGCUCUGCUUAUGGAGUAUAAGCGGAAGCAGCUUGAGGAGCAGCGUCAGUCAGAGCGGCUGCAGAGGCAGCUGCAGCAGGAACAUGCCUACCUGGUGUCUCUGCAACAACAGCAGCAAGAAAAGAAGCCCCAGCUUUACCACUAUAACAAAAACCUGGAACAUAACAACAAACCUACUUGGGCCCGGGAGGUGGAGGAACGAAGUAAGCUCAACAGACAAGGUUCGCCUAAAAUCUGCACCACUGUCUCUGACACUGCCAUUCAGUCACGCUCUGACUCUAUCAGCCAAUCCGGAGUGGUCCAGUCUGCACAGACCCCACCGAUGCAGAGGCCAGUAGAACCCCAAGGGGGGCAGGGCAAGUUCCAGAUGGCUCACUUGGUUCCACUGAAGCCUUAUGCUGCCCCUGUCCCUCGCUCUCAGUCGCUCUGUGACCAGCCCACUAAGAAUAUGUCCGCCUUCCCCACCCAGGAUCCCUCUCUCACCCCCACACCCCGCCCCAUCCAUUCCAGAGAGCUCGUACGUCAGAACUCAGACCCCACAUCUGAAACCCCGGCACCACUGUCCCAUCAAAUCAGGGAGGAUCGUGGUCCCUGGAUCCGUUUGCCAGAUGUAGAUCUUCCACCCAAGAUUCCCCAGAGGACUGCUUCUAUUGCCACAGCUCUUAACACCAACCUAUCUUCUGGUAUUAGGCAUCCUGUAAGAGCCAGCAAUCCAGAUCUCAGCCGCAAUGAUCGUUGGGAGAGAGGAGACAGUAUGACUAUAUUAUCCAAUCUGCCCCAGACUGGCUCUCUGGAGAGGCACCGCAUCCUCAGCUCAUCCAAAAUGGAUUCUCCCAUUCUCGCCCAUGAAAGUCGUCACAAACCAGGGGAGUCUCGAACCUCUUCCCGCCCCGGACGUCCCGCUAGUUACAAGAGAGCUAUAGGGGAGGACCAUGGCCUCUUUGCCAAGGAGCGUGCUGAGGAGCCACCAAGGCCCCCGGUCAAGGCCAAUGAUUACUCCUCGUCUUCAGAAAGCAGCGAAAGUAGUGAAGAAAGUGAAAGUGGGGAGGGAGCUGAGGAGGAAGAAAGCCCGACAGAUCGUCACCGGGAUGCAGACACUGAUUCAGUCAACACCAUGGUGGUUCAUGAAGAUGAGGGUGAGGGUGGAGAAGGAGAGCAAGCUGGAGGAUAUGGGGAUCAGACCAUGGUGGUGCAGAGAACCCCAGAGAAGAGGAGCCACAAUGGAUAUACUAACUUGCCAGAUGUGGUGCAGCCCUCACACUCCCCAACUGAGUCAGCUACUCACUCCUCUCCUGGGAAAGACUCUGUUUAUGAUUAUCAGUCAAGAGGCUUGGUGAAGGCAUCUGGAAAAUCCUCCUUCACCACAUUUGUGGACCUUGGCAUGUACCAGUCACCAGGAGGUACAGGAGAUAACAUGUCUGUCAGUGGUUCUAGGUUUGAGCAACUGAAGAUGGAAGUAAGGAAAGGAUCCAUGGUGAAUGUCAAUCCCACCAACACACGACCCCCCAAUGACACACCUGAGAUCCGCAAGUACAAGAAGAGGUUCAACUCUGAGAUCUUGUGUGCUGCACUUUGGGGUGUGAAUCUGUUGGUUGGCACAGAGAAUGGACUGAAGCUGCUGGACCGUAGUGGUCAGGGAAAAGUUUACCCCCUCAUCAACUCUCGCAGGUUUCAACAGAUGGACGUUCUGGAGGGCCUUAACCUGCUCAUCACCAUAUCAGGUAAGAAAAACAAGGUGCGUGUCUACUACCUGGCAUGGCUGAGGAAUAAAAUCCUCCACAAUGACCCUGAGGUGGAAAAAAAACAAGGGUGGACCACUGUGGGGGAGAUGGAGGGCUGUGUACACUACAAAGUGGUGAAAUAUGAGAGGAUAAAGUUCCUGGUGAUUGCGUUAAAGAAUGCAGUGGAGGUGUAUGCUUGGGCGCCCAAACCUUAUCACAAAUUCAUGGCAUUCAAGUCUUUUGCAGACCUCCCACACAGGCCUGUCUUGGUUGACCUGACAGUGGAGGAAGGCCAGAGGUUGAAAGUAAUUUAUGGCUCUUGUGCUGGCUUUCAUGCUAUUGACGUGGACUCUGGAAACAACUAUGACAUUUAUAUACCCGUUCAUAUCCAAAGCCAUGUGACCCCGCACGCAAUUGUGUUUCUGCCCAACUCGGAUGGCAUGGAGAUGCUGCUGUGCUAUGAGGACGAAGGCGUCUAUGUCAACACUUAUGGGCGCAUCAUCAAGGACGUUGUCCUGCAGUGGGGCGAGAUGCCCACAUCUGUUGCUCAUAUCUGCUCAAAUCAGAUCAUGGGUUGGGGAGAAAAGGCCAUAGAGAUCCGCUCUGUGGAGACUGGCCACUUGGAUGGUGUCUUCAUGCACAAAAGAGCUCAAAGACUGAAGUUUCUUUGUGAGAGAAAUGACAAGGUAUUUUUUGCUUCAGUGCGUUCAGGAGGCAGCAGCCAGGUGUACUUCAUGACUCUGAACAGAAACUGCAUCAUGAACUGGUGAAGGAACAGCUGCUCUGGUCAGUGUAUAGAGCCCAGCAGGGUCCGGAGGACCAUGUGCAUCCGCAGUCCUCGCUAACGCAUGCACACAAAUGUGAACAUCACUCUCUCUUUCUCUACAUCUCGCUUACACUCAAACACUCGUACUGCAAAGACAAACAUACACAAUCUCACACAAAAACACAUAAAUAAUCUCUAAAUCCAUUCCAGCCUACACUCCUUAAGAUGCAGUUUCUACAGAGGCCCCUUGAUGACAUUCUCCCUGGAAUCAUCAUGAAAGAUUGCUGAUUAGUUUCAACUGUCAAUACCUUUUAUUCAUUUGUACUGUGUAUAUAUAUUCUUGCUUGAUUUACUUUUCUUGGUGGACCUGUGUUCGGUUGUAACUAUUCAGUUUUUAAUUGUGAAGUAUGUUAACAUUCCUAGAUGACUCUACAGUAUAAUAAGAGGAAGGCAUACUUACCAGUAGUAUAUGUCAAAAUAAAUCUGUAAAUAGAUCGCACCUGAGACUCAGAUCAACCGCUCUUCAUGGGGACAUCACAUAAACAAAGGCUAUUAUGCUCAUCUGCUGAGGAUUAGUUUUGAGUCUCACGGUUUCAGAAAGGCUUCAAGGAAAUACUUGAUACACAUUUAACAAAGGGACAUUGCAGUUUGGGCAAAAUGGCCUGUUUGAAUAUUUUUAGUUAUCUACAGAAGAUGAUGACCCAAAGCCUUGAUUUUUUUUUUUUUUUCCUGGCCUGAAUGGCAAACGUUGCUGCUCUUAAUUACAGCAAGAAAACCUGGAAAGCUUUAAAAGUAAAUAACAAAAAACAAUCUGAAUUUUAAUGAAUGUGUAACACCAAGAACCAGUACAGCAAAAUUCCUGCUUUCCCAUCUAAAACCAUUAAUUAUUCACCUCAUCAGACUUGUAUUUCAACUACUUGUUUUCAUAGGUUUACAAAAUAAAAAAAAUGAUAUUUAUAUUUAGUGAUUCUGUGUUGGUAUUAGCCUACUGGUUUUCCUAAUUUACUGUAAUUCUAUUGCAAAUCUAUUGUAAAAUAUACUAUUCUCUAGGAGUGUUAGAAGAGGGGAGGUAAUGUGUGUGCAGCUUAAUGUGAGGACAGCUCUGGAGCGUUGCCUUCCUAUCACAGUGAUCUGCUCUACUGUACUAUAUUUUAGUUCUUAGAUUAUUUUGUUUGUGCAGAUCUUUGUGUGAGAAGUGUUUGUCCAGGGUAUCUUAGUAGAACAGCUCUCUGCAUGGUAUAAUUCACAACUCGUCUUGGGCUUAUAGAAAAAUGUAAUGUAUGGGGACUCAGCUGUACUGCAGAAUACUCCAUCUCAUCAGGCACUUUGGAAAACACAGCUGGAACUCAUGAGACUUAAUAUAUUUUAUAUCUUUGCAUUCUGCCAAAGUUCAUAAGAUAUUUUGCAACAAGGUGGGAAUCAAGGCCAAAGGAAGUAGAGUUUAAAUAGAGUGUAUAUGUGAUGAGGGAGAACGUAUUCCCACAGAAUACUAAUCAAUGUGUUCCUCUAACUUUGUCUAUUUCUAGAAGACUUACUACUCUAGCUACACUCUUUUUUUUUUAAAUCAUUUUAGAGAAAACUGAACCCCUUAGUUUAAGCACCUGAGUUGGGCUUUCAGCCAUGAGACAUCAUAGUAUUAGUAUUAGUAUUAGUAUUACACUUUCUUUACAGGAAAAAGUGUGUUGAAUAAAGCUUUUUGUCUUUUAGUUCAGGGGUUCCCAAUUUUUUUUUUUUUAACUUGUCCUGUCCAGCAUUGUAGCAAACAGAAUAAUGGUCUGGUUGCUGUUCAGGGUUUCCCAAACUUUUCCAUGCCAAGGCCCCCAAACAGCAUUAGCUUCUGGCCAGGAACCCCCAAACCCAAAGACAGUGCUACAAAAUAUGUAAAGAAACAUCAACUUUUAGAUUUUAUUUGCUUACUUUUAUUAACUACUCAGUAGUAUUAAAUUUUUAGCAUAAGAAAAUUAUUAACGAACAUCUUUUCAGCACUGUAAAUUCCCACUGAAUAAUAAACUUUUCAACAAAUUUCUGACAGAACAAAAGACAUCAAACCUCUCAUGUGCGUGUCUGUGUGUGUGCGCUUGCACAUGUGUCUGGGUCUGGGAGCGACAGACAAAAAUGACACUAGUGGGACACUAGAGUCUCCAGACAGAGGACGCAUUUUAGCCAGUUAUAGCAAUUUACCUGUGUGGCAGUAAAGCCAUACCUAAUGUAUGCUGCAUCAUAUUUUAGGAUUUUAGUUGCCGAUGAGUUCUUAGGUUUUUUUGCAGCAGAGUCCUCCAUGGCAGGGCUGUUGGUCUGCUUCUUUGGUCUAUUUGUUCUCAAAAACAUGUCCAUUUUGCGUUAGUUAGCAACAUGCUAACUUGAGCAGUGGAGCAGUCUAAUGUCUUCACAGAAUAUGACAUCAUCAUGCCGACCCCCCAGCUCCCCCUAGUGGCACCCACUCUGAAAACUACUGUUUUAGUUCACUGUGCUGCCACAGCGCUUUGGUGGCCUCAGGUGGACAUUUUAAAUUUAAGAUGGCAGGACUAACACCUGUCUUAUCAUGGUGGACUUGUGGAAAUAUUACUUUUAUAUUUUGGUCUUCCCCAAUUUUUGUUGAUCUUCUUGCAUGCAUCAUGCUUUAUGGGGUUUAGUGGAUUGAAAAGCUUUUGGAAAGUAUGAAAGAAAUCCAGUGAUCAGUGGGAUAGUCUGCUAGAGCUUAUCCUUUAAGCUGUGGAGAUAUAUUUGAUGCAGUCAUAAAGAAAACUAUCAAGAUUGAGUAAAUGUUCAGAGCAGAGAGCAUAAAGUCAAAGACUGUACAGACAAAUGGUUUAUUUUACAGUAAAUUUCCUUAACUGUAAAUGGGCAUGGGAAGCUGCUGUUCUUAAGAAAACAUACAUUUACAAAUAUAUCUCAAGCAGAUACUUUAGUAUGCAUGUAAGCCAUUAAGAUAGAUUAUAUAGUACUGUAUUGAAAGUUGUUUUCCCCUCAAGCAAAUGUGUUGUUGAAUAUCUUUAAUGUGCCAUGACCUACAGUACAGAUUUCUCUAUUACAAUCCACUGGGAGCUCUGGCUCUCCUUUUUUCUUUCUUAAAUCAAUCAGCCAUGUUUACAGUCUAAGCAGUGCCUUGGAAAUGGGAAGGCCAUAGGUUUUAGGAAGAGCUGUGAGGCCCCAUGCGCUAUGCCCCCUGCCCCACCCUAACUUGUCUCUUACUUGAAAUCACAUUAAAAGAGGAGGCACAUCUAUAUUUGCUUCCUUGUUACAAUUAACAUUCAGUGCCAGCUAAGUGCACUUAAACAAAAUCAUGAAUAUCCCUUAAAUAAAUCAGAAAAGUGGCAAUAACAAACAAGACAUUACACGUUCAUUGAAUUUGCAAUGUGUAAAGGAUCCAGUGAGAGCCAGCAUAAGGAAAAGCCAUGUGUGUGAAACCUGUUUGUAGAGAAAACAUAGUUUUUGCACGCACGUCAACUGAAACUCUGUGUGAUGUCAGCUCAGAUAAUAUAGGUUAUUGCUGCACAGAUAAAAUAAGUGCUUAUUCUUCAAUAGUGUUGUUUGUGUAAUCUUCUAGUGGGGAGAGUAGCUUGCUAUAUUCUGAAAAACCUAUUUUAUAAACUAUGUAAAUUUAAUCUAUAUUGAAAAAUAAAGGUGAGUGUACAUCUGACAGGUUUGUAUUUAUAUAAAAAUGUGUUCCACACUAUCAAUCUAAGCACAAUGUAUUUUAAGAUGGAGUGAUCAAAGCUAUAACUGAGUGUCACAGAGAUGGUAUGUUUUUUUUUUUUUUUCUUUUCUCAUUCAAUCAACCGUUAAGCUUGUCAGCGAGAAGUCGAUCUAAAUAGUUGAACAAGUAUUCAGCUGAGUUCAUGUGGAAGGUAUUCAAUGGUUCAGCGUUUAUGUUGUUAUCCAGACAGAAGUUUAGUUGUACGAAGAGUGGCUGUUAUGGUGAUUCGCAUACUAGUUAUGGGUCUGAUCUCUGCUUGCGGAUCUGAAAUCCCCAAGGCCUAACAAGCUGUCAGUACUCUCUGGUGAUCAUCAUGAAAGCAGAGCAGAAGUGUCUUUCAGAGCCUUGUUUUCGCUUCAGUGCUCACAAAAAAGCAUUAAGCAGGUGAGAAGCAUAUUUGAUCAGCACGUUAACAGACGAGGGAGAAGCCGAUAGUCAUGGUUGACAGCUUAAGUUAAUGUUUAAUAAAUACAAAGGUUAAUUCUGCAAUUUUGCACAUCGAAGUCUUGUUCACAGGUGUUACUGCAUACAUAUGGAAAGCUUGUAGGAAGUCCAAAUUGCUUAAUUGGUACCGAAGACCUGAAGCCUGAAACUGGGAAGGAAGGAAUAAAUAAAAACUGAUUUGGAUUGCUAAAUUGAGUCUCGAUAUAUUAUGGUGAGCUUUUAACCGAUAUAAUGAAGUCAUGGCAGAACCUGGUACAAAUUGUGUAUUAAGCUUUGAUGUGUAAAAUCAGCAUGGUGUGUUGUCUUUGGUUUAUAAAUAUUGUCAAAUCUUCAUUUGCAGUUAAAUUAGAUAUAAAAUGUGUAACUUAAGACAGAAGGUAUAUAGUUAAAUGCUGUAAACAUUUAAAUAUUGUAAAAGCAACACAAAUAUCUGUUCAUGUAAAAGAAAACAAAAAGCCAUAGCAUCAUCAUUUACUUAACAUUAUCAUUUCAAGUACAGAAUUUUACUUUUUAACUCAUGAGGCUGAACAUCACAUCUUAAGGUUGAGGGCAUGAGAUAACUGAGAGAAGUCAUUUUCAAAUUGUGUUGCCUGAUCUUCUGCAGCAGAAGUUACUACAGAAUAUCACAGUUUGAAAAGUGGGGUUUGUUGUGGAAAAGUUGUGCUGGUUUCAUUAAAGCACCUUAAGAUGUAAAAAGUGCUGUUUAAUUUGUGCCAAGGGCCAAUAAAAGACCUGAACCUCACAGCUCAUCUUCAUCUGGGAAGAUUUGUGUCAGUGUGGCUGCAAGUUUAAACAGAUUAUUGCUUAACUCCUGUGACUCAGCUUUGUGCAGCCAAAAUGCAAGUUCAUCAUCAGAAAGACACACUGUUACGUUGAGAUGACGCUUCUGAUUUAUAAGCAAUACGAACAUUUGAACAAAUCAAAACCCUGACUGUCCAUCUCAGUGUGGCUAGCAGGAAGUGAUUCUCCAGUGGCCUUUGGCAGACUAAAUGUAGGCUGGUUUGCGUGUUUCAAAAUCAUGAUGUAAUUUUGUCUGUAAUCACAAUAAAUAAAAAGAUUUUUUCUGUCAGCUUAACUUCACCUGUUGGGAUGUUUCUUAAGAUACUAAUAUCUUAAAAACUGCCUUUGUUCGCCUGGUAUGAAAUAAUAAGCAGAUGAUUUAAUGUUCUGAGGCACUCCUGUGUUAUAACUUUAUAUUUCUACUCAUUUGCAUGUGAAAGGACGAGCAGCUGUAGCCGAGUGAGAGGUGGAUCAAAAAUUUGGAGCUAAACUGUCAGGAUCUUUGGACAGAACUACAAUAUCCAUUUAUAAUUUUUCCAGUAACUUUUUUUUAAACUGUUAACAUCUGUGCAAUGUUUUAGUGUGCGUGUGUCUGUGUUACUUGUGAGAGGUUAACUAGAUUGUAUUUGAUAAAUCAAUAAACUUUAAAGAAGUUGUGUUGAAUGAAUUCAUGUCUUAAUACAGAUUGUUUGGAAAAAUAAAAUAUCUUGACCUCA
Messenger RNA from Melanotaenia boesemani (Boeseman's rainbowfish), 10798 nucleotides. RefSeq names its product misshapen-like kinase 1 (gene mink1). The coding region runs from base 1263 to 5165 and encodes 1300 amino acids. The record is from RefSeq and is a predicted model, not a curated record. Gene Ontology annotation, molecular function: ATP binding; protein kinase activity. Gene Ontology annotation, biological process: protein phosphorylation. The transcript is spliced from 32 exons. Lineage: Eukaryota; Metazoa; Chordata; Actinopteri; Atheriniformes; Melanotaeniidae.